UUUAUUGUAUACAUAACAAUAGAUGAUAUAAAGGCUGUUUCAUACCAGUGACUGUUGAAAUUUUUAAGUGCUUCACGUAAGUUUUUUAUUAUUAUUAUUUUGUUACCUAUCUUAAUAUGUAAGACAAAAGCAGACAAUAAUUUGAAAUGGUUAUAGAACACUGGACAGAAUUUAAUGAUUUGUCACACAAGUUUAUUCAAUGCURUUUUUCCACAGUCAGCUGAGCAGGCAGGGAUUCAAGCUGAAAGCAUGCCAGGUGCAGGGAGCAGCACAGGUGUAUCUAGGGCUACAGCAGGUCCAACCCUACAGARCAGUUCAGCUUUAAAUACAGUUAAUCCUGGCUUGCACAGGAGCUCAAUCAUAGUCGAAGCUGCAGCAGAUACAGCCACACAGAACAGUCCAAGUCUAGGCACAGUUCCAGCUGAAGAGACAGCACAGAGGAGUUCAACUUCAGGGAGCUGCGAACUUCCAGCCAUGUCAGUCAGUCAAACUCCAAAUCAGAUAAAGUGUGCAUUGUGUAGUGAAGACAUCAAUGUGGAACUUUUUUCUGAACAUUUGUCUGACUUUCAUGCAGAGCAAUGUUGUGAACAUUGUGGGAAAAAGGUCAAGGGUGCAGUGGGGUUACUUCAUCACAUUGAAGAAGGCCAUGAUCCACUACACCAAACGUCACCAUCUUUGCCAGUCCAAUCUCUAGCUUUCAACCCGCAACAUGGGAUACCAACAACUUCACCCCGGAAACCAGCACCACUUCCCCAGAAACCAGCACCACCUCCCCGGAAACCAGCAACACCUAACCGGAAACCAGCACCUGAGCCACAACAGUGUGUUGCACCUGUGCAACACCCCCAGCCAACUCCUUCAGUUGCUUCUUCACCUAUUCCCCACCUUAGGCCUCCACAGGUGAAUUGGGUCACCUUUCUUCCAAAGCAGUUUGUACGAGUCAUCAAGCCAGCAGACCAGGAGUGGGUUGCACAAUGCCUUUACCACCCUACUGGACAGCUUAAGCAACAAUUCUCCCAAAACUGGUUUUAUCCACCCAGUCUACCAAAGAUUAUUACUGCACCUCCAGAUCCAACAACCUACUUCAGGCAGAGGAUGUUUUUAUGGGCACCGAUGCGGAUGUGGGGAAUUCCUUUAAAAUGUCAUCAGUGCAACAGAAAAAUGCAUCACUCUGGAAUAUACACAAAAAUCAGAGAAGUUAUAGACCUGGAUACAAGGUAUUAUUUGAUUGGGGGAGACUAUCCAAGAUGCAGUAAAUGCAUGAUACCCGUCUGUCCAUGGAGCACUGAGGUGCUAAAUCAGUUAGAUCCUGCCCAUAGAAACAAGUUUCCAGCCAUUCUCACCACACAAUUGGCUCUGGACAAAAGGUGUGUGACUCUCCUGAAGCCACGGACUGUUGGAAACAGCUCCAGUUAUGUACAGCAAGCACUGGAAGAGUUGCACAGUGAGGAAUGGGCAAAACGCACCAUCGAAUAUCUCUCUGACUGUGAGCUUCACAAGAAGAAGAGCGCCCUAACUCAGAGCCAUGAAGUGGUCUACAAGAAUCCACCAGAGUUUAUUCCCCUUCCUCUUGCACAGUGGUUUGAGACUGUGCAUGCAAAUGAAAUACUCAGCCACUUGUCCGAGAUGAAGGGUGUCAUAACGUCGACAUAUGGAAGGAUUCUAAAGCUCGACUCAACCAAAAAGAUAACCAAGAAACUCGCUGGUGGAAUUUCUGAGACCGCAACCUGGAUGACCAACAUCACCAACGAGUAUGGGCAGGUUCUGAACUGUGUGCUGACCACAGGUGAAGGAGCAGGGUUGGAGGAACUGUGCCAGGGGAUUGUGAAGCGCUUCCAGAAUGCUAGGGAACCCGAGCCACAUAUCCUUUAUGUCGACAGAGACUGCUGUAGUGAAUCAGGUGUGCCUCCAUUGCUUGAGUUGUUUCGGCCAUGGAACACUAAUGUGAGGCUUGACAUCUUUCACUACAUGAGAAGAUUCACAACCGGUCUCACAACAGAACAUCAUCCUCUUUAUGGAACUUUCUGCUCCAAGUUGUACUGCUGCAUUUUUGAAUGGGAUCAAGAUGAUGUCAACUGCCUUAAAGAAGCAAAGAGGUCAGAGCUGAAGAAAAAAUAUGCUGGUCAUCCUCCCACAGACGCCCAAGUUUUGGCCAACAUUAGCUCCAGUGAGCUUGCUAAACAUUGCAGAAGAAGGACAAGAGGGGUAGAAGAAACCCGGAACCUCAUCCAGGAAUUAUUAGACUCCAUGUGGGAACUGACUGACACCUGAGGUCUCCGCCUGAUCAACCCUGAGAGCAUGUCUCAUGUGUGGCAAGUGCAGCAGAAGCAUCUGCCAUGCAUCCAAGAUCCACCUGGUGUUGAAUUGUACACCAAGCUUCGCUCAACACAAAAGGGAGACAAAGAAGUUCCAACCUUCAGAUGUGGCAGGGGCUCGUCUUCAUUUGAAAGCUUUCAUCGACACCAGUGCUCCUUCAUACCAGGAUGGAGAAGCAAUGCCAUGCAUACUCAAAUGUAUAUGCUUGAGGGUGGAUCCAGAUGGAACAUGAAAAGAGCCCAAGAAGCUUUGGAUACGAGUCACAGAUCACACACCAAACUCUAUGACGUUCGUCUGAUGUCCAAUCUCAACACUCUGAGCAGCAAAGUGCUGGGUCAUGCCCUCUUGCCAGAGUUUGUUCCCCCAGGCUGUCCCACAGGUGAGCGGAUUGCUGUGGAGUAUCUUCUUGCUCAGUCAGACAGAGGAGACCUCUUGGGUCCCCAACAGGACAGCGAACUGGGAGUUAUUUUGCCAGAGAUGCAAGCUCAUGUUCAGGAGGAGGACAGUCCUGAUGUCACCAUCAGUGAUGUCACUGACAUUCUCUCAGAGAGCUCCCAGGACAUGCUAGUGUGAAAGCCAGUUGGAAAUGCCAUCCCCUGACAUUCUUUUUCCCCAGGCAGAGUCUUCUCCCAUGUCAUCUCAGGAAACCAGUAUCGACUCAAGCCCUACCUCUCCCACUCAUGCUGCUGUUCCUGUCAGAGGUCAGCUUACUGAUGACCUCUCCUUUAGUGGACCUAAUAGCGGUUCAUCCCAGGAGACCCGGUGUGACUACAGAGGUUUUCCUGGAUGGGAGGCAGUUGACAGCUUGGCAGAGUACCUUUUGAGCCUCAACAGAACAAUAACUGCAUUGUCAACAACAGAGGUAGAAAAUGUCUUGCAGCUGUAUUCUAACCUGCAWGCUAUGGACAAGCAGCCCCCCAAAUACACCUUAAAAAACAAGAAGAGCACAUUACCAGGACCAUGGAGGGCUUCCCGGAAACGAAGUGGCUCUGCACCUGGUCAGCAAGCAGCUGAAAGGUAACCUGUCUGAUAUUUGACACAAUGAAUAACUUGUUUGCAUA
Poecilia reticulata (guppy) is the source of this 3377-nucleotide messenger RNA. Lineage: Eukaryota; Metazoa; Chordata; Actinopteri; Cyprinodontiformes; Poeciliidae. The record is from RefSeq and is a predicted model, not a curated record.